Ruditapes philippinarum (Manila clam) is the source of this 1169-nucleotide messenger RNA. Its product is annotated as small ribosomal subunit protein uS2-like. Gene Ontology annotation, cellular component: cytosolic small ribosomal subunit; ribosome; 90S preribosome. NCBI's taxonomy places the organism in Eukaryota, Metazoa, Mollusca, Bivalvia, Venerida, Veneridae. Gene Ontology annotation, biological process: ribosomal small subunit assembly; cytoplasmic translation. The record is from RefSeq and is a predicted model, not a curated record. Gene Ontology annotation, molecular function: structural constituent of ribosome. The transcript has 6 exons. The coding region runs from base 153 to 1085 and encodes 310 amino acids.
ACUUAUCUCAGACAUUUAAUGGUGUUAACCCUUAAUCGUUUUGUCAUUUCAAAUGUAAACCCCUUGCAACUUCCUUUUCUGAACGAACUCCACUCGGCAUCGGUUGUAAUUUUACUAAGUUGAUCACCGUAACUCCAUAGAUCGGCUUCAAGAUGUCCGGAGGUUUAGACGCACUUGCUCUUAAAGAGGAAGAUGUUACAAAGUUUUUGGGAUGUUCAACACACUUGGGUGCCCAAAAUGUUGACUUCCAGAUGGAACAGUAUGUGUAUAAAAGGAAACCAGAUGGUGUUUACAUCAUCAAUCUGAGAAAGACAUGGGAGAAACUUCUGCUUGCAGCCAGGGCUAUUGCUGCUAUUGAGAACCCAGCAGAUGUGUGCAUAAUCUCUGCAAGGCCAUAUGGUCAGCGUGCUGUCCUGAAAUUUGCUUCUGCUACAGGAGCAACCCCCAUUGCUGGUAGAUUCACACCAGGUACAUUCACCAAUCAAAUUCAGGCUGCAUUCAGAGAACCACGUCUGUUGGUUGUCACAGAUCCAAGAACUGAUCACCAGCCAGUCACUGAGGCUUCUUACGUUAACAUCCCGGUCAUUGCUCUCUGCAACACAGAUUCCCCUCUCAGAUAUGUUGACAUUGCCAUCCCGUGUAACAAUAAGGGACCACAGUCUAUUGGUCUGAUGUGGUGGUUGUUGGCUCGUGAAGUACUUCGUCUUCGUGGUACCAUCAGCCGAGAACAUCCAUGGGAUGUGAUGGUAGAUCUCUACUUCUACAGAGACCCUGAAGAGGCCGAGAAGGAAGAGCAAACUGCCAUUGCUGAGAAGGCUGUUGCUAAAGAACCAACUGAUCAGUGGGCACCCGAGGCAGUUCCCCAGAUUCCACAGCAGACUGAGGUAACUGACUGGGCUGCAGAAACUAUGAGCACCCAGCCUGCUAUUGGCGGUCAAUUCAUGGGUUCCAGCGUACCUGCACCAACUGAAGACUGGUCAGCUACUGAUGACUGGUCCAAACAGGUACCUGCCACUACAGGCGCACCAGCAGCAGGACAGCCUCCAGCCAACUGGGGAGGAGAUUCUACUGUAGAAAGCUGGUAGAAGUUGAAAGUUAAUUAAGAACUUUUGAAGAAAUAUGCACAUGCCAGCAAGUGAAGAGAAAAAAAUAAAAAGGGAAAACAAAUA